Messenger RNA from Meloidogyne enterolobii, 375 nucleotides. The record is from the annotation of a GenBank genome assembly. Lineage: Eukaryota; Metazoa; Nematoda; Chromadorea; Rhabditida; Meloidogynidae.
AUGGUUAGAAGUUUAGUAAAAGAAUGUGGACUUGAAGAUAAAGUUGAUUUUUCUGGUAUCCAUAGACAUCCACCACAUAAAAAUAACAAAAGCAGUAAACCACAUAUUCUAAAAAUACCCUUUACUGAUACCAAAUCUCGUGAUACUUUUUUAUACUCAUUUCGUAAAUGUGUCAAAUCUCUUCCUAAUGUUCCUAAAAACAUAACAGCCAGACGCGAUAUGACCCAAUAUGAAUUAAAUAUUCUUUAUAACCUUCGUAAACAAGCUUAUGACCUUAAUGUUCGUGAAAAUUUAUUUAAAUACUUUGUUGUUGAUUUAGAAAUUCGUAAAAUGUCACAUCCAAAACCUCUUAAGGUAAAAACUGUUUCCGCAUAG